CAUUUUUGUUUAGGAGGUCAUUUAUCUUGCACAUGUGUGUCUGUGACACUUGUUUGUUCACGGGAGGAGCUCCCCUCACUCACAAUUACAAUUACCCCGCCGACAGUAUCUAAGAGCAGAGAAAUAAUUGAAAAGCACGUAGAAUAAGGAGAAAAAUAGAAAAACAACAAGGGAACGACAGUUGUUUGCUGAAACGAAACUACAGUUCAAUUUUUGACUUCUUAUUUUCAAUUAUUUUCUCGCUCUUUUUCUCUCGGUCUCUCGCUUUUGUUGCGUUUGUUGAUUCAUCAAGCCAUCUUGUUUAUUUGUGAUUAUCAGGUUGUUCAAAAAGAAAAAAGCUGAAGAGCUUUUACCUUUCAUACAAAUUUUCAUCAGGUGAAAAUUUGAGAGCGUCUGUUUGCAGUUUCAUUCGAAUAUUUAGAACUGAAACAAACUCAAAAACAAAAAUUGAUUAUUUAUCGCGUACCUACUAAAUUGGUGCAAAAAUUGGUGCAAAAAAUACAAAACGUUCAUAACUUUUUCUCAAUUCAAAACGUUUCUCAAUUUUCUCAAUAGUCCUUCUUUUUCGUGUGUGACAAGAAAUCGUAGUUCCUGCUCUUCAAAAGUUUCCGCAAGCAUUGGUUGCUUGUGAGAAGCGAAAUACUCUUGGGUUGUGUCCUACUUCUCUAGCUACUUCUCAUUCUGAUUCUAUUUCUAAUGUGCUCACUGAGAACUACCUUUUAUUGGUGGCCGCGGCUGCUUCUGCUAAUCGAACCAACAACAUCAUCAACAACAAUAAUAACAACAACCGUUUCAAAUUGAGGACUGCACCGCCCCCUCUGAUCAUUGGCUCUUCUCACCCCUCCUCCCCCUCAAGAUCCUCGGAAGCCCUUCAUUGUCACAACUACAGUUACCAUAGACCCACCCAAUUGCCCCGCUCAGUCCAUAUGGGCGAUCCUAAAGCCCCCUCUGUCCCUACGGUCUUCACGGCAGCUACUCUUCUUGGACUGAACUGCAAUCCAAGCUCGGAUUCUAUCUACAAAUCGACCCCCUUCUCCAAUCCCAGACUCAAACUCCACCCCCCUAACGGACCCCCCAAUCAGUCCGCGGUCACAGCUACUGCCCUAGAGGACAUUCGGAGGGAAAGGUCGCUCAAUAACUCCUCGUCUCACAACAAUUCCAACCAGGUCACUACUUCAUCUCCUACCUCUAUCCAUUCUAUCCCUAGAGCACCCCCCAAAGCCAAAAACCCACCCUCGCCAUUGUCAGUGCCCGUAGCCCCUCCCCCAUCAAAACCUGCCUCCAAAUCGCCCGACCUCGACGAGAGCCCACAGUGGGAGGAAUGUGGUAACAACCCCGCCUCUGUCAGCUCGAAUUCAGACGCAACAAUUGUGAAGCUAAACUCCGAAGGAAAGUUAAACUCCCCCGGCUACCCAAGCGCAGAGCAAAAACGAACACAUCCAAUGGAUCAACCGAAUAGCAUUAGAAAACCGACCCGACUCAGUUUAGGCGAAGCCUCGCCCUUUGGAAAUGGAGGACCCUUCUCGGAACCGAUGAUCGCCGGUUCGAAUCCCGAAAAUGUUCGCUCUGUAGACGCCUCUCCACGCAACCUGAAAAUGGAGCCCAAAAGUGUGCAGUUUUAUGAGAACUAUGACGACAACUGCCUUCCGCCGAACAAAAGGCGUCGGCGAUUUUCAGUAACAGCUGCUGACAUACCCAUGCCCCCUCUAUUGCUCGAACCCGGCUCUAUCGGGGCUUCAUCUGGGGAUUACAACUCACCUCCGGGGGGUAUGGACGACGAAGACUACGACAGGGAUUCCCCUCCCCAGAGUCCGCUGGAGUUGACGGAAGCUGACUCGCCUUUAGUUCCGAGGAAGCGAAGAAGACAUUUGUUGGGUAAAAACGGGGAGCCGCUGGGUGUGUUAAAGUGUGCCAUAUGUGGUGAUUCUGCUUCCGGCUACCACUACAACGCGCUCAGCUGCGAAGGUUGCAAAGGUUUCUUCCGGAGGAGCAUCACGAAGAAUGCGGUGUACAAGUGCACGCGGGGUGGCCAGUGUGAGAUGGACAUGUACAUGCGACGAAAAUGUCAGGAGUGUCGCCUCAAAAAGUGUCGCGAAGUCGGCAUGCUACCCGAGUGCUUGCUAACCCCAGAACAGUGCAGAUCGAAGCGUCAACGAAAAAUGUUGAAACAGCAGCAGUCGGGAGGUGCUGGAUCCUCGGGACUCAACAUGUCACCCUUGGGCGGGUCGGGAGGGGUGAACCCCUUGCGGCACUACAUGACGUCAUCAAAUGGAAUGGGGACAACACAGCACCACCUGUCACAACAGCAAAACCAGGGGAGCUUCGCGGCGGACCCCAGUCCCUCCCCCAAUUCUAGUUCGGGAGGCAUGCGCACCCCAGAAAACAACACUUUUAGUCUGUCCCAGUUGGGAGGAGAGAUAGGGGGUAACUCCUCUGUUCAAGGUGCAAAUCAAGGCGGCUCUUUGGGAUCCUCAGUCAUCGGCAGGGAUUGCAGAGGCGGCGGUGCCAGCGACUCCUCGACUGUCUACAGAGGCGGCGAUGGGUCCAACCUAAAUCACUCAGGAACUUUUGCUGGCGAAGAACCGAAAAGUGGACAACUCAGCAGCAGCAGCAACAGUAGCACAGGAAACACUUCUAGACUACCUCACUUCUCAGGAAAUCUGAACCAGCGCCACAACAACUCGAACAACCCAACACAGCCUCCUAGCCAAACAAACCACUCAGGGCACCAACAGCAGCAAAACAAUGUGAACUACGGGGGGCUCAACCCAAGCCCCACCCACCACAAUAACAAUAUCAGCAACAGCAACAACAAACAUCCCUCAUCCGGAUCCGCAGUCGCCGCCGCCGUCGGGGGGACUACUGCUCCCAACUACAGCCCACUCCCCAUGGCAGGCGUGUCGGGAGGGGGUAUAGGGUGCACAGCCACGGUCGCAGGGGGAGUUAGGGACACUAAUACUGCUUUAAAUCUGAUAGAAGAAGACCAGGCUAAUUUGAUCAAGCGCAUUCUGCACGCAAAGAGGACCUACAGCUUCCCAGCCAGUGAAGACAUUUUGAAAGUCACGCCGUGGCCUGGCCUGCCGGGGGAGGAGGAGGUAGAUGAGAUGGGGGGCGGGGGAGUAAGUGUGGAGGAGCAGGCGAAGAAGCGUUUCCAGCACAUGACAGAGAUCACUAUUCUGUGUGUACAGGCCAUAGUCGAGUUCACCAAGCGCAUCCCCGGCUUCCUCUCUCUGGAACGCAAAGACCAGAUAAUCCUGCUGAAGUCGUCCGCAAUUGAGGUGUUGAUGUUGCACAGUGCCCAGUAUUACGACUCAGAGGACGAGAAGUUACUAAUGGCCACUGGCAUCCGACUGUCCCGAGAGGACCUGGCUAACUCGGGACUGCACGAGUUCGUGGAGCCCAUGUUCGACUUCGCACGCUCCAUGGCAGAGCUCAAGCUGGACGAAGUCGAAUUCGCACUCAUCAUCGCGCUCUGCAUUCUCGCAUCAGAUCGGUAUGGACUCACAAGGCGAGACACUAUUGAGAAGCUACAAGAACCCUACCUGGAAACCCUGCGCGUCUACUUGAAGCAACGUCGUCCAAAGGAGAUGCUCAUACUACCAAAGAUGCUGAUGAAGUUGACAGAACUGCGAUCGAUAAACAACCAACACUCCGAAUAUCUAUUUGGCCUGAAGCUUCGCGACCAGGACCUGCCCCCGCUGUUGAACGAAAUUUGGGAUCAAUAAUAAUGAUUGUAGAUACAGAAUAUUAUCAAUGCUGCCCCCUACAUGAAUUCCAAUAUCAUUACCUCUGCCCUACAGUAUUUCACCCUCUGCUGUUUUUUAUGCAUCUGUUGAAGCGAAAAGACUUCACACGAGGUCAAAAACACUCAAGAGAACUGUGCGCAGAAGUUUAUAGAAUGUUCUUCAGGCGUGCGGAUGCUGCAUUAGCGUUGGAUCAAGACUUAGUCACACUUGGUAAUGGUCAUAUUCUUGUAGUUGUGCUGCGGUGAUAAUUCACAGCCAGAUGAAAAUAAAUAGCUUCAACUCGAUUACCUCAGCUCUUUUCUUCUUCUCGUUACCUUAUACCCUGACGACAUUCAACCCCAUCUUGUUAGCGUAGAACCAGUUUGCUAGUACUCAGACAAAAUCAUACAACUCACUCUGAAAACAACAAAUAUGAUAAACAACUAACGUGACUUCUUCAUAUGACAAAAAACAUUGACCGGAAAUAUUCUGUAUUCUUUUUUUUACAACGACUAUAUGACAAUAAAACUCAGUGAACUCUUUUUUCGCACUUUCAGCGAAAUUGUCAAUUUUUCAUUUCCAAUUAACUAAUUAUUUGUCCGUGCUAGUUUGUUUGAACCCCGCGGCCGUCUUUUAUUUUUGUUAUUUUUCAAUUUCGUCCUUGUGCUGUUAUAUAUUUCCUAAUUGUUUUCUCUCAUAUAAUGAAGAAUAUGAACAUGAAUCCAUAUUCAGUUUGACAUCUGUUUUUAUUUGGAAACGAAAUCUCUACUUGAAACGGCAACCUGAAAUCGGCUAUUAAUACCAAAAAAUAAACAAUUAGCACCACACUUAGAGCUGUUCUCUAAAUCGAGACUCAUAAAUUGCCGUUUUUCUUGUCGAUCAUUUGUUCAGGGUCUACUUCAUCCGUGUAAUAUUUGUAGUAUCUCAUGCAGUUUGAAUCCUGCAUCACAAUUUGUUCUUUUUUUUGAAGUUUUUCGACAAAGUUUGAUCCGCUUUAUGUUAUUGAAAGCAGAGAUGUACUUGCUGCAGAAUUUAUGUUUUGUUCAAUGUUAUCCUAAACUGGAGAUAUCUUUCUACUUGUACCAAGCCAAGUCAUUCGAGUUAUGAGGUCUUACAAAAUUUAGUUUAAUGUCAUAUGUGCGAUAUUUUUCUGCUUAUGAUUUUAUUUUACUCAAUUAACUAUUUGGAAUAAA
Messenger RNA from Symsagittifera roscoffensis, 4918 nucleotides. Its product is annotated as nuclear receptor subfamily 1 group D member 2-like. The transcript is spliced from 8 exons. Gene Ontology annotation, molecular function: zinc ion binding; nuclear receptor activity; RNA polymerase II cis-regulatory region sequence-specific DNA binding. The coding region runs from base 927 to 3725 and encodes 932 amino acids. Gene Ontology annotation, biological process: positive regulation of transcription by RNA polymerase II; cell differentiation; negative regulation of transcription by RNA polymerase II. NCBI's taxonomy places the organism in Eukaryota, Metazoa, Xenacoelomorpha, Acoela, Convolutidae. The record is from RefSeq and is a predicted model, not a curated record.